Messenger RNA from Astrephomene gubernaculifera, 2986 nucleotides. The record is from the annotation of a GenBank genome assembly. Lineage: Eukaryota; Viridiplantae; Chlorophyta; Chlorophyceae; Chlamydomonadales; Astrephomenaceae.
CGCUGGGGCGCAUCAAGUACUUUGCGGUGCAGCAGGCUGGCGCCGCGGAGGGAGUGUAUGCGACGGGGUUCGUGACGAUUACCGGCCUGCCGGCAUUCCUGCACGGCCCGCGCCACACCUCCACGCUUCCCAUUCGCCGUGUCGAGGAAGUGGUGUCACCGGCGGCUCUUGAGGAGUACACCGCAAGGGAGCGUGCAAAGCUGCCCAGCUCCCUCCGUCUGGAGCCGCUGCGCCUGGCGUCAGGCCGGCGGGUGGACGUGGCAGUGGGCGAGGCGCUGCCGGAGACCACCGUGUCGCUCCACAACGCAGCGGGGCAGCGCAUGACCAGGGCUUUCCUGCUGGGUCAGAAGGUGGCGCUGCGUGUCCAGCAGCGGCUGGUGUACCUGGGCCCGCGGCGGCCUUCCGCCUACUGCAGCGGCGCAGCUGCCUCGGCUGCCGGUGACGAGGAGUUGGCAGCGCAAGCGGAGGCAGGUGCCGGUCCCGAUGACCUCACCGUCGCGGCUGCUCCAGCCAACCCAGACGGCCCCUCAGCAGCAGCUGCACCACCACCACCACCACCGCUACCAGAGGCGGAGGCAGAAGCCGCAGACGCUGCUGGCAAACGAGGACGCAAGCGCCGCAAGAAGAACGGGCCCACCGCGGAAGCUGAUGCCGGCCCUGGCAAGGAGAACCAGGUUCCAUCUGCUCCACAGCAGCAGCAGCCUGGGGGAGUCAAGAGAGCGAGGCGGGGUUCCGCAGCAGGGGGCGGGGCCAGCGCUGCGGUCGCGGAAGGCGGGGCGGCGGCAGCGCCUGUGUCGAGUGCGGCGGCAGCAGGACCGCUGGCGGAGGGUGUUGGGGAGGUGGUGCUGGUGCUGGAGAAUAAGACGCCCGUGGACAACACCUACCAGUUCAGCAGGAUCACGGGCGGCUUGAACCGUGCCGGGACCUACUUCCUGGAGUACCGCUUGCUACCCGACCUGCCGGCCGGCUGCGAUCCAGCUGGCGGAUCGGGGGCCGUGGUCGUGUGGUCCCGCACCGUGCUGUACGCGGCUGCGGGUCCGCCAGUGCGCUUCGAGCUGCGGGGUGAGGCGAGGGCAGUGCUGGCGACCAAGUCCCUGGCACUAGGGGAGGUGCUGCCGCCGCUGCAGCUGGUGUGCUACGACGCGCAGGACAACCCGGUCGCCCCGCCGGCGGCAACAGCAGCGUCAGGCCCACCUGCCGUUUUGGUUGAGGUGAUGCGGCCUGGCAGCGACACGUCGGGACGUGUUGACGAGCCGGGGUCAUCCCAAGCUCUGGAGGAACUUCAACUCGAGUGGCAGACGGCACCAAGUACAGAGGCGAUGGUCCUUGACGGCCUGCGAAUUACUGGGCGCCGGUGCGAUGGCGGGGGCAUGCGGCUGUUCGGCGGCGAUGGCAGCGCCCAUGGGCAGCCAGGGUCUUUGGAACACACGCCCGCAGGCGGCCAGGUUGUGCCGGCCAGCCUCGAGCAGACGGCGCCCGACGUCCCCCUGCAGCUCCGUAUCUCCCUGCCGGACAUGCCCAGCCAGGUUUUGUCGCUCAAGCUGCGGCCGGGGGCACCCGCAGCGCUGCGGCUUCUCCCCGGCCACCCCUUCCCGACCGCAGCUGACGGCGGCAACGCAGCUUCCGCAGCAGCUGGGAGGUCGCUGGAGCCCGUAUGCGUCAUGAAUGGCGAAACCCUGCCCGACUUCCAGGUGCUGGUGCUGGAUGCCUGGGGCAACGCCACCAGCCCCUCCGCCGACCUGCCCGCCAGCCUGGAACUGGAGGGUCCCCUACUGCAAUCCAGUCCGGCACCCUUCGACAUUGACGCCCGCGGUCGAGCGUCGAUACGGGGCGUGCGAGUGGCGGCUCCUGACUCCACCUGCAUCGGCAUACCACAGGAUUUUGUGCUCAGCAUCCGAUGCACUGCCCGGGGGGCUGGUCCGCGCGCUGCGUUGCAAGCGGCGGAGCAAGCCAUUGCGGAAGCGGAGGCGGCCGCCGCCAUGGGAGCAUCGUGGGCAGCAGGCGGGGGCCUGCUGGGCUGGUCCCGACUGCUGCUGCCGGUGCUGGUGCAGCCCUGCACGUUGCCGGCUGCACUAGCGGUGCUAUACCGAGGGGAGCCUUGCGAGGUAGGCCCCAGCGCCUCGGGAGAGGGCAUGGCAGCGGUGCUGCGAGACAUACCCGCGGGCAGCCGCUUGAGUGAGCUCUCCCUGGCCCUGCUGGACGAAGGCGGCCGACCCGCAGAGCCCGGCUUCAAAGGCAGGCUGCAGAUCUCGUGGGCCAAGGGCUCCAAGAAGGUCAACGUCACGGAGGCGGGCGCCAUGCUGGACCUGCCGGCGCUGCCCGUACGGGAGCAGGCUGGCGGUGAGCCGCAAAGUGUCUGGGUGCGCUUUGUGGGCGACGGCGCUCUCCUGUCCGGCACUACGCUUGAGAUUGCGUUGGAGGUGCAUGUGGUUCCCGGCCCGCCCGCUGCCUGGGGCUGCAGCAUCCUGGAGAGCGGCGCAGCUGCCGGCGGCGGCCCCAGCCAGGCCACGGAGGCCCUGGGUCGGGUGGCAUGCGGGGAUCCCAUCUGCCUUGAGAUCGAGGCACACGACGCGUAUAACAACAAGUGCUCCGGCUGGACGGGCGCCGGGCCGCGCCCCACCCCCACGGUGGUACCCAGUCGCGAGCAGCGGGACGCGCCGCUGCUGUACGACACGGCGGACUGGGUGUGCGGCUGGCAGGUGUCGCAGCACACGGGCAACGAGUUCUACCAGGUGCAGAUGGUGCUGGGCGGCAGCGCGGGCGACGUGAAGCUGCUGGUGCGGGACACGCAGGGGCCGGGCGGCGAGUCGCUGCUGAGCCCGGAUGAGCUGCCGGUGGUGCUGCUGCCAGGCCGCCCCACGACGCUGGCCUUUGACGGGCCACAGCAGCUGCAAUGUGGCUCGCGCGCCUCCCUAGGCGACCUGCGCGUGCGUGUCACGGACGACUGGGGCAACCCGGUGGAAGCGCUGGGGGCGGGCGGGUGCGG